This is a messenger RNA of Amoebophrya sp. A25, 2718 nucleotides long. Lineage: Eukaryota; Dinophyceae; Syndiniales; Amoebophryaceae. The record is from the annotation of a GenBank genome assembly.
AGGUCUCCUGAUUUCUUUGCAUAUUCUAGUGAAUAAUUGAUGAUAGGUACAACAUAGUUGUUGGACUUGUUGGAACCCAUUUCUUAGUAAGUAGAAGGCCCAUUUCGUCGUAUCCCGAACGAAGCACUAUAGACCUAGACGUGUGAUCCAGUGUUUUUCGUGAUCUGUUGUACUAACUUGUUUAUUUUCAUCGAGACUUGCAUACUAGCAGCUAGACUUUCUUGAAGUAUAUUAGACUCCACGUGCGCAUAAACUACAAGAAGAAGAAGAUGAGUACCACUGCCGCGCAAAACAGCUCCGGGCCAACCGGCCGCGGGCUUAUGGGCUUGUUUACGGAUCAUGUCACAAAAUUGACCCGCGCGAAUGAUGUGGACAUCGACGCAGAAGCCUUCCCACCAGGAAGCCCGAACAACGCCAACAAUCUCCAGCUCGCUCUCGUCUCCGAGGUAAUUGUGCCAGAAAACCCUCAAGAUUUGGUCGCAGAGUUUACGGAUAUCAAAUAUUUCUAUGACGGCAAAUUGGGAAUGGGAUUUGCAUUCAAAGAGACGCGAAUAACGCGGAUUGAUCCAGGGAAAUGGGCGGACUCGGUUGGGUUGAGAGUAGGGGAUGAGAUACUGUGCAUCCAGACGGACUGGGAACAAGACCUGAUUGUGGAGGAGUAUGAGGUACCAAUUUUUGAUGGAUGUAGUUUUAGGCGGUCGUCUAAGUAUCGUCCCCAGCACUCUCACUCACGAAGUCUGGUGUUGACGACGUAACAGUUGUCUAUUCUUGAUAUGCCCAAGAUGCACUUGCGUGUCCAUUCAAAUGUAUCUUGUUUUACCUGUCUAUCUAGCUUUGGAGAAGAACUGGUACCCGAGAAGUGGGUUCCUUGGACAUCCUGUGCAUCUCCUCUGCAACAGUUCAAACAUCAAUUCUAGUAAAUGAUUUGUUUCACAAGUAGUACGCAAGCAGCUUUCUACAUCCCAAAAUCCAUAACAGCGCAAGCUUCCCGUUUCUGGCAAAGUCGAGAAGGUGCGCUUCACCCCCUUCUCCGCUCUACAGCAGAAAGAGAAGAUCAUACGAUUGAAACGGAAAGGCGGCGUAGGAAUGGUGAUCGCGAGAAAAGUAGCCCUUCAUGAUGCAAUAAGGGCAGCAAAAAAUAUGCAGGCUGCGUUUCGAGCAAGAAGAGAUCGAAGAGAAGCCCACAAGAAACAAGCUACGAAGGUAAGUCUUUUUUCUUAGCAUAGAUAGUCACUCAUACAACCUUUGUGUCUGUGUCUGGUUUGAUGAUUCGUUUACCAGUGGUCAUUGUUUUUGUUAGCUCCUCUGCACGGAAGCAUUCAGUUUCAUUCUCUUGAGUAAAAUAGUUUCUUGAAUUCUAAGGCCAAUGAGGUUGUGGGGACUUGUUUUUGUCUCCGGUUGAGCAUGAAACGUGUUUUGAUAUUUCCAUCCAUGCUUGCAUCUCCUGAGAAGAUGUCUGCAAACAAGAUUCAUAGUCUGUGCAAAAAUAUCACAAGAACCACAACUACAGCGUUUCUUCGGUUUCCUUGGUUCGUGUAUGGAAGCUUGUGGUGGCAAUGAGGAUAGUAGAAUUCCAAGUCUAGACUGUGGCAGUCUAGAAGGUGGUCACCAUUAUGAGGCCAUCGAAGAUGGAACGGUUCUGUAUCCCAUGCUAGAGCAGCGAGAGAGCAGAGCCUUCGUGCACGUUGGCGGUCAACAAGUGAGAGCAGGAGAGCCAGUGUUUGGGCGUGCGAAUCCAGUGUUUGGGCGGUUGGCACAGUCGACAGCGGACGAAUACGUUGUGCCCAUGUCGGAAAUCGAAGCAAUGCACGCCAGCCGACAAGCUACUUAUCGAGAACGAGAUGCUCGUGAUCGAGACGGAAGUUACGAUACUAGAGAUCACAAGUUUAACGAGGAAUUUGACCAAAUGUUGGAGUCUCCGAGGAUGAGCGCGUCCUUGAAAGUAGCGGUAAGCCCACAGUCAAGAGGGGCUGAGCCUGUCGUGGAAAUACUAUCACCGCGUAGCAACAGGAGUCAUCAUUUAGUUCCUGGUGGGGGUGGGAGCGGGAUCAACAUUGCUCCUGGUGGCGCCAGCAAUGAUAGCUUAUACACUUCAAUUUUCCCGCAAAAGUGCAUCGAGACACUCGCAGCAGCGUCGGAAGUGAUGUUUACACAGUCAGAUGGUUGUGCAACGACCACAACGGGGGCUACGGAGACGAAUGAUCAAGAUAUGUUGAUUUUGGUAAGUGAGCCGAGCAACACGCGGGAACCGUUGUAUAUCCAACAGCAAGCGAUGGAGCAAAUUCAGAGAAAGAACGAAGAAGAGGAAAAACGGAGAUUAGACGAAGAAGAAAGACAAAGGAAAAAAGCGGCGAUGCGAGCACAAAUCACGACUAGGAGAGAAGAAGGUCAAGGACCAACGGGUACUUCCUUCGUGGCAGAACACGAUGAAAAACAUGCUUGGUGAAAAAUUGAAAUUGCAAAAAAUUACGCGCUUGGUAGAUUAUGAUAAUCGUUUAUCCACCUGCUCGCUCCUGAUAUCAAAUUACGUAGACAGAGUCAGUCUUUGGACUACUGUCAUACAGGUAACUACCUUGCUUUCUUAUAACAACGAUGAAUAUGUUGAGAGAAUCAGCUAGAUCUUCUAAAGGUACAAACCAUGUAAGAACUCACCUCAGUUCAGAACACGACGAACACGACGGGAUUUCUUCCCUCAUAGUUAAUUUUCCGCAAGCUUUU